AUGUCAGUAGUGAGAAGAAUAGUUGCUUACGUUUGUCGCCUCAUUCGAGUUCUUGCCCAACGAGUGAAUGCCACAAGAAUCUCUCGUAUGAAGCUCUCACGAUUGUUGCGCAUUGAUUACAACAUCGACUCCAACUCAAUUAGUGGUACUGAGAUGGCCACUGCGAGUAAGAUACUGGUAAAACAGCAUCAACUCUCAUGUCUCAAUCCGCAAAUUAUGAAGUCGCUUCAUCACCUCAAUCUUCGCGAAGAUAAUGAUGGUAUUCUGCGCUGCUAUGGACGAAUGAGAUAUAGUGCCUUGCAACCUUCAGUGAUAUGCCCGAUGUUCGUCCUACAGAAGUCCCGGUUAUCCCAGCUGAUCAUUGAGGACUGCCAUACCAAGGGACAUCCGAGUUAUUGGAUUCCAAAACUACGAUCACAAGUAACGAGUGUGAUUCGUCGUUGCGUAGCAUGUCAGAAAUUCAACAAUCUUCCUUUCAAGUAUCCGGAACAACCGGUCCUGCCUUCGCGUCGAAUACAGCGAUCACGUCCAUUUGCUCAUGUAGGUCUCGAUUAUUUUGGACCACUCACCAUCAGCCUUACAUCGGAUACAACAGGAAAAUGUUAUGGCUGCAUCAUUACCUGCAUGGUCACAAGACUUAUUCAUUUGGACAUCGCUAGAGAUCUUUCUACGACAGCAUUUUUGCACGUUUUACGUCGAUUCUUUGCACGACGAGGUGUACCGGUAUCUAUAACCAGCGACAACUCUCCAACAUUUACGCUAGGUAAAACUGUACUGAAAGACUGCAGAAGAAACAUACGCAGUGAUCCAACGAUUUCAAGAAUGAUCUGCGAAAGAGAAAUCGAGUGGAGGUACAUUACCCCCCAUGCUCCAUGGCAGGGAGGAGUGUACGAACGUCUCAUAAGAUCCGUAAAGUUAGCACUUUAUAAGACGCUCCGAAAGAAAACACCUUCCUAUGAGGAACUAUCUACUGUAGUGAUCAAAAUAGAAGCAAUGCUGAAUACGAGACCGCUUCUCUACGUGGACUCUGGACCAAAUGCAGACCAAAUACUACGUCCAAUUGAUUUCUUGCAGGACGAGUUCGAAAUUCCGUUUCCACUAAACUCAGCAGAAGGAGACGGUGAAGAUCUUACAUACCUUCCAGCGGAUGAACGCGUCGCUCUUCAAUCAAAAAUGCACGUUAUCCGUGCAUUGAAAACUUCGUGUGAAAUACCAGAGAAGUUCUGGAAUAUUUGGCAGACCCAGUAUCUAACAUCUCUGCGUGAAAAACACCGAAGUGAGGUCGGAAAACAGCGAGGAAGCAGCUACCAUCCCGAAAAAGGAAAGCUGGUGCUGAUAUGCGACAACCUUCAACCGCGACAGUCUUGGAAGAUGGGUCGGAUUGUCGAGUUAAAGGAAACUACGGACGGCACAGUUAGAGAGGCAGUAGUUAUACUGUCCUCCCAUCGCAAGAUACGACGACCUAUAAAUCUACUCGUUCCCCUGGAACUUGAAGACGAUCAUACAAAAGAACACAAGGACGAUGAUUCCAGCUCUGCGAACGAAGUGAAGCAACACCAAACCAGGUCGUUAAGCAGCUGUCAGACAACACCACAACAAAUGAAGGUAGUACUAUGA
This is a messenger RNA of Necator americanus (New World hookworm), 1617 nucleotides long. RefSeq lists its product as uncharacterized. The transcript has a single exon. Gene Ontology annotation, molecular function: nucleic acid binding. Lineage: Eukaryota; Metazoa; Nematoda; Chromadorea; Rhabditida; Ancylostomatidae. Gene Ontology annotation, biological process: DNA integration. The record is from RefSeq and is a predicted model, not a curated record. The coding region runs from base 1 to 1617 and encodes 538 amino acids.